Molecule: messenger RNA, 2567 nt
Organism: Medioppia subpectinata
Lineage: Eukaryota; Metazoa; Arthropoda; Arachnida; Sarcoptiformes; Oppiidae
Source: the annotation of a GenBank genome assembly
UAGCGCUUAUAUUUGGCACGUAAUGUAUGAACAGGGCUUCACUUGUGGGUCACGUGACUGUCAUAUUGUGUUCAAUUUUGGGCGCAUUUUUGUGUUCAUAGGAGAGCUCUAUAACAGACAACACACACAACACAUCCCAUUAUCACCACAACAACACCUGACCAUCGAUUGUCUCAUCGCAACAAUGGGUACGUUUGUGGCCAACGAUGACCACUAUGUGAUCAGUGGUCACACCAGCGACAAAGUGGUGCACGAGUGGCGCGGUUUGGUCUCCGCUCACAACGAGAUGAUCGCUUUCAUCAUAGAGUCGGCCAAACAGAUGGCCGAAUACAUCCAGACCGACAUCAAUGACAGCCGAGUGUUGCGGACGCCCUCUCGCGCCCGUCGGCUAAGCAAACGGAAGCGCUCGUCGGCGGCCACUGCCAGACAUCUGGCGCUAAACUCGUCGACGUGUAAAAAGCGGUCAAACGCUGCGGCCGUCGCCCUCAAGACGCGCGACCCGUCCGUUGCCGUCACUCCACGCCGUCUCAGCAAACGAGCCAAACGGUCGACCAUUCAGUUGGACACCACUGUCGACGAGAUGAUGGACACGACUGCUGUCGCCUCUAAAGUGGCCGUCGAUGUAACCGACGCUUGUGUGAAGAGUUUGGACUCUUUGAUGACAUGUGUUGUGUCUAACCAUAAGAUAUCUGUCGAAAUGGUUGACAUUGAGGACGAGAAUAGGCCUCCAGUGAUGACCACCAAAGCCAAUGAGAUCCGCACCGAAGAUAUAGAUUCGCCAAAACUGUUGACGGCGUCUGAAAUGAUGUCUGAGCUGUCGAUCAGCGAAGACACCAAUAAAAUGGUCAACAAAUUGAACGAAUCGGAGAACGAGUGGAUGACUGACGACGAAGACUGUCCGGCGUCUCAGAAGACACCCAAAAAGGAUACCGAAGUGUUCUUUGACGCCAAGAACGGGACCAAAAAGAGCUCAACAAACGUUUCGUUGAUAAACAAGACAUUGAAUACGAGUUCGGCGGCCAAAGAGACGCGUAAGAAGUCGUUGUACUUCACGCCACAGACCACACAGCGAUCGACACGAGCGCAGACCCGUAUGCUCUCCAGAAUUGCCGAUUCCUCUCAAAAGACGCCACAAGUGGCCAAUCGAUUGAUCGCUCAAAGAGAGAGCGCCGCCGCCACUAGUGGUUAUCACUCUGGAGGCGGUGCGACCAGCGGUGGUAAACCCAUGACCGCUGGUUGUGGUUCGUCGGCCCGAUCGGUGCGCUCGUACUCACGCGUUCAACAGCCUGGCGGCGGUAAAGCGCCGGACACUAAGUCGUUGACCGACAGCGCGAUGAAGAAGCGUCUGGAGGCGGAGGAUCAGCGCCGACAGCGACUGAUGGCGUCGCAGGAGAAGGAAAAGCGGGCGAUAGAGAAGCGCCGGAUACUCAUCGAGCAGUCGGUGUCCGAGAAGAAGCAGAAGUCUCAGGAGAAGGCGAACCGCGCGGCAGAACUCCGGGAGUUGAACGCCAAGAAGGAGUCGGAACGGCUGCGCAAAGAACAGGAGCGCCGCGAAGAGUGGGAACGGAAGCGCGAAGAGGAGCGCCGGGAACUGUUGCGCCGCAAACACGAAGAGUUGCAACAAAAGACACGCGAAACUGAGCGCCGAAAGCAAUUGCAGGAACAGAAGGAAAUGGAGGCUCAGAUGAGACGGCGGGAAGAGUUGUCGCGCAAACAGGAGGCCGAACGCGAGCGCCAACGAGAACAGGAACGCAUGGCUGCUCUCAUACAGCAUCACAACAAUAGUCUUCAACAGAAAGCGAUGGCCAACUCGUUCAUCAAGAAGUGCGCGGUCGGCGAGUCGUCCACCACUGUUGCCGCGGCCACCGCUGCUGUCACUCAACCGGUGCCCAAAGUAGUGCUCACUAAACUCAGCCCAGAGUUGACGGCCAAACAUAUGCCGCCGCAAAUAAUAGCGCCCAAAGAGCCGACCCCUAUCGCCACUGCGGCCAACCGUUCGCCGGUUGAGACGGCGGCCACGAAGAGCGACCCGAACCAGACGUACACUAAGCCGGACGCGCCCAACGAGACGUACGUAAUGGACACUUCCAGUUACGACAUGACUCCGCCGCCCAAAGAGCACUCGUACGACAACUACGACAUCAGCCAAAUAGCAUCGGAUGACGACACGGACGACGACCAACAGCCCCGCAAACGCAUUCCCGGGUGGGCGAGAGGGCACAUGUUUAUCAAACAGGUUCACCAACAGUACAGUCGGCCCUACAAAGAGUUGUACAAAGAGAUCAAAGGUGUGUUCGGCUCCGGCGACGCUCUGCUCAACCGGUUUAAGGUUGAGUUUGAGCUGAUGUUCCCGAAACGCCCGAUUCACCCGAAGUACGCCAAACGCACGUCAUCUGCGGUGUGGGACGAACCCCCGGCCCGCUAUAGACAGGCCGCCGGCCCUAAUGAGUCACUAAUGAAUGAGACUUUUACUUAAUAGUAAUAUUACUUAUUUUUAAAAAUCGGUUUUCAUCGGUAUUUUAUAUGCAUUUUAAUGAGUAUUUUAUAAUUCAUUAUAUUAUUUAACG